This is a messenger RNA of Diplodia corticola, 5151 nucleotides long. Its product is annotated as dna-directed rna polymerase i subunit rpa1. Bases 1 to 5151 code for a protein of 1716 amino acids. The transcript is spliced from 3 exons. Gene Ontology annotation, molecular function: DNA-directed RNA polymerase activity; DNA binding. The record is from RefSeq and is a predicted model, not a curated record. Gene Ontology annotation, biological process: DNA-templated transcription. NCBI's taxonomy places the organism in Eukaryota, Fungi, Ascomycota, Dothideomycetes, Botryosphaeriales, Botryosphaeriaceae. Gene Ontology annotation, cellular component: RNA polymerase I complex.
AUGGCGCGUAACGCGGGCAUGAACAUCGCGGAUCCCGUCUCGAGCGCCAUCAAGGGCGUCGAGUUCGGUGUUCUGAGCGCCGAUGAGAUCAAGAGCUUGUCAGUCAAGCGCAUCACAGCCGCCGUUACUUUUGAUACAUUGGGUCACCCGGUCCCCAAUGGCCUGCACGACUUGGCGCUGGGAGCUGCAUUGGGCUCGCCCUGCGCGACCUGCAACCUGGACGAAUUCCGCUGCCCUGGACACAGCGGCCACAUCGACUUGCCUGUUCCCAUCUACCAUCCCACCUUCAUGGACCAAUUGCUCCGCCUCCUCCGCGCACAAUGCCAGUAUUGCCAUGGUCUCAAAAUGUCCAAAGUGACCACCCACCUCUACUCCUGCAAGCUGCGCUUGAUCCAUCACGGACUUUUGAAGGAGACGGCAGAGCUCGAAGUGGUCGAGGCUCCGAAGGUCAAGGGCUCGAAAGAGGAGGGUGAGGACGUCGAGUCCGAGGACAGCGAUGCUGAGGCCCAGGACAUCAUUCAGAAGCGCGAGGCCUACGUCAAGCGUGUUUUGAAAGAGGCCGGCAUCCGCAAGACGUCCGAUGGGUUGCAGAAUCGAACCGAAGCGGCUGCCGAGGAGCGAAAGUAUAUAAUCAAGGACUUCCUCUCCGACAUCAACAAGUCGAGAAAAUGCGCCAAUUGCGGCGGUAUCUCGCCUUCCUUCCGAAAGGACCGCUAUGUCAAGAUUUUCAAAAAAGGCCUCAACAAAAGAGACAAGAAUGCAAUGAUCCAGAAAGGCAUCAAGGUCACCGCGCCCAUCGUCGAAGAAGUCGCCAGAAAACGCGCACUGCAAGCCUCCAAGGACAAGGACGGAUCGGAUCGCAUGGACGUUGACGAAGGUGUCGCUGACAUGGGUGAGGAGGAUUCUGAGGGCGAGUCGCUUGACGCGGACGAAGAAAUUGCUGGAGGCUUGAUCGCCGAUGCGUCCAUGACCGCGACGAAGAAGAAACAAAAGAUUGAAGACGAGGGCGAGGGUCAGUCCUACGUCAGCUCUUCAGAAGUCCUGUACAGCCUUGAACGGUUGUUCGAAAAAGAGCAGGAUAUUUUGUCGCACGUUUACGGCCCGCGCUCUCGUAGAAAGGGCGGAAAGGUUCGCGCCGAGAUGUUCUUCAUCAAGGCUAUGGUUGUGCCACCGAACAAGUUCAGACCAGAGGCCAAGACGGGGGAUUCAAUCGCCGAAGCCUCUAUCAAUUCGCUCUACAAGGGGAUCCUGACCGCUUGCGACACGAUCAACCAGAUCGUGCAAGAGAUCAAGACGGGCUCCGGCCUGCAAGGCCGACCAGCCAGGACGUACGAUUCGCUUCAGGAUGCCAUCGUCGGACUCCAGGAUGCAGUCAACUCGCUGAUCGACCGUGACCGUAACCCCACGCAGGGCGCUGCUGGUAAAAGAAACGAGGAUGGUAUUAAGCAGAAGCUUGAAAAAAAGGAGGGAUUGUUCCGUAAACACAUGAUGGGCAAGCGUGUCAAUUUCGCAGCUCGUUCAGUCAUCAGUCCUGAUCCGAACUUGAACUCUAAUGAGAUUGGUGUCCCACCGGUCUUCGCAAAGAAGCUGCACUAUCCUGAACCGGUCACAAGCCACAACUUCGACGAGUUGAAAGAAGCUGUCCUGAACGGCCCCGACAAAUGGCCCGGUGCUGUUGCAGUGGAAGACGAGAACGGCAGUGUCACGCUUCUUGCUAAGAAGAACUACGAGGAGCGCGUCGCUAUUGCCAACCAGUUGCUUGCACCUUCUUCCGGAGCGACCUUCUCCGGGGCGAGGAACAAGAAGGUGUACCGGCAUCUCAACAAUGGCGACGUUGUCAUCAUGAACAGACAGCCGACUUUACAUAAGCCGUCCAUGAUGGUUCACAGAGCGCGCGUUCUGCCCGGGGAGCGCACCAUCCGCAUGCACUACGCCAACUGUAACACCUACAAUGCGGAUUUCGAUGGAGACGAGAUGAACAUGCAUUUCCCGCAAAACGAGCUUGCUCGUGCCGAGGCAGCUACCAUUGCGGACGCUGACCAUCAGUACCUCUCUGCAACAGCGGGAGCACCACUUCGUGGUCUCAUCCAGGAUCACAUCACGUUGUGCGUCCUUCUCUGCUCCAAGGAUACCUUUUUCAGCAAAGGUGACUACCAAAACCUAGUCUACGGAGGUCUCAGACCUGAGGACGGCCAUACAACCUCGGGAAGACUCCUUACUGUUCCUCCCACUAUCUGGAAGCCUCGCCCUCUUUGGACCGGCAAGCAAGUCAUCACGACUCUUCUGAAAAACAUCAAGCCCGAGGCUCAUGGCCCCCUCACUUUCACCUCAAAGUCGCAAACCGCGGCAGAAAGAUGGGGUAAGGGAUCUGAAGAAGGCAAUGUACUUUUCAAGGACGGCGAGUUGCUCACGGGCAUUUUGGAUAAGAAGCAGAUUGGACCCGCCGGCGGGGGUUUGGUCAACGCGGUCUACGAGGCAUACGGUCAUACCGCUGCCGGCCGUGUUCUGAGUGCUUUGGGAAGGAUGCUCACGAAAUUACUUCAUAUGUGGGCCCACUCCUGCGGUGUGCAGGAUCUGAUCCUCACAGCCGAAGGUGAAAGGGCCAGGAGAGAAGCACUAGAGGCUGCGGAGACAGUUGGCCUCGAAGUCGCCUCGAAAUAUGUUUCUCUGACCAACAGCAAAAUCCGAUCCGACAACCCCGAGCUUCUGAGGCGUUUGGAAGCCGUGCACCGAGACGACUCAAAGCAACACGGUCUCGACCAGCUUACUAAUGUUGCUUCAGGAGCGGUUUCCUCAGCAGUCACCUCGGCGUGUUUGCCCGACCAUUUGAUCAAGCAGUUCCCAGCGAACCAGAUGCAGCGGAUGACGGGUACCGGAGCCAAGGGAAGUCCAGUCAACGCCAACCUGAUUUCCUGCAAUCUCGGUCAACAGGUUUUGGAAGGUAGACGUGUACCUGUCAUGGUCAGCGGUAAGACGCUGCCAUGCUUCAGGCCGUACGAGUCAAGUAUCAGAGCAGGUGGCUACAUUGUUGACCGUUUCUUGACUGGUAUCAGACCUCAGGAGUACUACUUCCAUACCAUGGCCGGUCGUGAAGGUUUGAUUGAUACAGCCGUCAAGACUUCUCGCUCCGGCUACCUGCAACGUUGUCUCAUCAAGGGAAUGGAGGGUCUCAAGGUUCACUACGACACCACUGUGCGCGAUUCAGACGGCUCGAUGAUCCAGUUCCUCUACGGCGAGGACGGUUUGGAUCCUACCCGAGCGCGAUACCUCAACGAUUUCAAAUUCUCCGCUGAGAACUUCAAGUCGGUCUUCGAAUCCAUGGAUGUCAGAGGACAGCUGUCGAGGCUGCAAAACGACGAGGCCAGCGAGUGGAACAAGAGCGCCUCGAAGAAAUACCGCAAGACUGGAGAUCUUGGCUGCAUGGAUCCUGCGCUCGCUAAGUGGAACCCAAGCCGCUAUGCGGUUACUUCAGAGAACUUCUAUCAAGCGAAGAAGGAGUACCUCGACAAGAACCCUGACAGACUCAUCAAGGACAAGAAGCAAAAGGUUGAGACUGGUCUGUCCAAGAAGACGUUCAACGCUUUGCUUGACAUCAAAUAUCUGAAGUCGUUGAUUGAACCGGGAGAAGCCGUUGGAGUGGUGGCAGGCCAGUCGAUUGGUGAACCAUCUACUCAGAUGACGCUCAACACUUUCCAUCUGGCUGGUCACUCGGCAAAGAACGUUACACUCGGUAUUCCUCGUCUUCGUGAAAUCGUCAUGACAGCUUCGGCUGCCAUCUCAACACCGAGCAUGACGCUGUACGUGAACGACGAGGUCACGAAGGAGGAGAGUGAGCGCUUCGCCAAGGGCAUCAGUCGCCUGUCGCUUGCCCAGAUCAUUGAUGACGUGAGCGUCAACGAAUCGCUGGGCCGCGGUGUCGCAUAUUCGCAAGCGAAGAUUUACAAGAUCCGCCUGAAUUUCUUCCCAGCCAAGGAAUACUGCGAGGAAUACGCCAUCACCAUCAAGGACGUCGAGCGUGCGAUUGAGACCAAGUUCCUCCAUCGUUUGAGGAAGCUGAUUCGGGACAUUCUCAAGAAAAAGGGUCAAGAGAAGACGCUCAAGACAGCAGCCAAGUCGGAUGCGCUGCCUGAGGUUGGCAAGUCUUCUCGGACGGUGAAACAGCACCAGGGCCGCGCUCAAGCUGAAGGAGAAGAGGCAGACGAGGGAGAUGGAGUCGAUGAUGACGAGGACGACGACGACGACGGCGAGGAUGAGGAUGCCACCAACGACAAGCAGAAGGCCAACCGCCAAAUGGCCACGUCAUACGAGAACCCCGACGACGACGAGGAGGCGAUUGCAGCCGACAACCGCCAAAGAGACGCCACGCCCGAUCCGAUGCAGGAGGACGAGACGUACGGCGGCAGCCCCAAGCCCGGGCAGAGCUCUGAUGACGACUCGGAGAGUGAGUCCGGAUCACGACCGCGCAAGACCACCAAGGCCGUUGCUACCGAGAGGGAGCAAAGGAUCAUGUCGAAGGUCGAGGAUGUGACAUCAUUCAAGUUCGACGACGUGAAGGGUCAAUGGUGCGAAGUCACGUUCGAGUAUGACGUGUCGACGGCCAAGCUCCUGAUGCUCAACCUCGUCGAAACCGCUUGCAAGGACGCCGUGAUCCAGGCCGUUCCAGGCAUCAAGUCCUGCCUCGCGACGACCGAGAAGGUCGGCACGGAGAAGGUGCCGGUGGUGAUCGUGGACGGAUCCAACAUGACCGCGCUCCGGGACCACCAAAAUGUGCAUGAUCCAAACAGAAUGUACACGAACGACAUUGCCCAGAUCCUCCGGCUGUACGGGGUGGAGGCUGCGCGGGCCAGCAUCGUCAGGGAAAUGUCGGCCGUCUUCGGCGGUCACGGCAUCGACGUCAACAACAGACAUCUCAAUCUGAUCGCCGACGUGAUGACCAGAGGCGGUGGAUACAAGCCGUUCAACCGGAUUGGGCUCAAGAGCAACGUGUCACCGUUCAUGAAGAUGAGCUUCGAGACGACGGUUGGUUUCUUGAAGGACGCAGUCCUGGAGGAGGACGUCGAUACUUUGGACAACCCCAGUGCCCGGAUCGUCAUCGGCAAGCUCAACAACGUCGGCACGGGCGCAUUCGACGUUCUCACGCCGGUGGCUUGA